AUGUUACUACUAGGCUGUAACCAAAUGAACAACAUCUUUAACAAAAAAGGUCGUCUCUUAGAUCUCUGCUUUAGUAAUUCUGAAGUUUUAAUAGAGAGAACGGAUCCUAUCCUUGAAGAGGAUGUUUAUCAUCCAGCUUUAUCUAUUCAAUCUAUUCAUGUAUCUUGCACAGCCAGUAUGAAGUUGUUUAAAGAACCUCAAUACUCCUUUAAAAAAGCCAACUAUAUUGCACUCAACGACUUUUUCUUAAACACUAACUGGUUAGAACUGUAUAACAUAAAAACAGUGGAUGAAAAGCUAUUAGGGUUUUACGAAAAAAUAAAGUUAGGCAUUUCAGAGCAUGUUCCAGUGUACACUAAUAAUCGAAAAUGCAAGAGUUUGAGCAUCAUCUGUUACAAUAACUAUGUCACUCGCAUGAAAAAUCUAAUCCAUGAGGACACUACUCAGUUCUGGAAUUUUGUGAAGAGUAAGAGGCGCAAGGACUUAAAUAUACCUAGUACGAUGAAUUGGAGUGAAUAUACUGCCAACACUGAUGAUGAGGUAAGCAAUUUAUUUGCUUCAUAUUUCAAAAGUAUAUACAUGGGGACACAUGACAGCUCGGUAAAUCAGGUAAAAAAGCUGCCUACUGAUUAUGACGCAAAUCUAUUUCAGUUGGAG
Messenger RNA from Cotesia congregata, 657 nucleotides. NCBI's taxonomy places the organism in Eukaryota, Metazoa, Arthropoda, Insecta, Hymenoptera, Braconidae. The record is from the annotation of a GenBank genome assembly.